GCAGCAGCAGCACUAUCUGUAAAAAGAAUUAUGGAGCCUGUUCCCUUCCACCGUUAUAUAUGUGACCUGAAUCUCCAUGCCCUCCCUAGAGUGGUGAAGGUCUGUUCGGGAGUCUACUUCCAAGGGUCUGUUUAUGAACUUUCAGGCAGCGAGUGCUGCCUGUCAACAGGAGAUCUGAUGAAAAUUGUAGAUGUUCAACUCCAGGAGGUCAUCUGUAAGAAUAUGAAAAGUGGACAUGUUUCUGUGCUUCCACCAGCUUUUAAAGGUUAUUUUCAACCCAGCUCCGUGCCACCGUAUCAAAGGAAACCUUCCAUUCCAACUUCCCUCUUCUGUAAGGACAAGGGUUUAGGUCCUCAAGAAAAAAAACUCUUCACACUUUUGGAAGUUUUGCAAUCUUCAACCAUGAGGCACCUAAGGCUAAAGUGUGAUGAAAUUAGCAAGGAUGACUUUCAGCUUUAUCCUGUUUAUAAAGUAAAAGUAAUAAUGCACUUUCGAAAGGAUGUAGUGACAAUCAACUCAGUACUGGAUAUUGAGGUAAUUGAUGUCACUGAAGAGUCUCAGCACAUCCAGUUUAUCAAGCCACUGAUGCUGAGUGAGGUCUUAGCAAUGGAUGAGGUGCUGCCCGUAGAGGCUGAGAUCCUUGAGGGCCCAGGAAACCCAUCUGUCUUCCAGAGCAAAUGGGUCUCCCACCUUCACCAGGGCCAGAGGUUACACAUCCAUAACAAGGCAUCGUCCCAGAAGAUACUGGCCUCCGCUCGCAAAAGCAAGAGCCAGACCUGCUAUUUUCUCAUCUCCAGCAACUAUGAAGGUUGUUUCCGAAGAUGCCCGCGCAAAUUCAGCAGCACUUCAGAGUUGGCCCUCAGCUUGGCCACAACCAAGCAAAUUCAUGUAGUGGUCACCAAGGACCAUGAGAACACUGAAGGGGAAUUUCCCUUGUUCAGUGUAGGUGACCGGCUAGAGGUGUUGGGGCUAGCGAAAGCUAGUGAUCUUUCAGCAGUCGACCUGCUUGUCUGUUGUAGAGACAAUGGAGAUGAGGACAAAGAGCAGAUACAGAUACCCCUAUUCUUGGAAGCCGGCUUUGUGGAGGAUGUCCGUGACAGCAGGAAAUACACCCUCAGUGAAGCAGCAGAAUACCUACACUUGCCUUGUGAAGUGAAGGUGAUAGCCAGUGAUCACAAUGCACAUCCACUAGGCUGCAUCUCCUUCCUGACUUUGCAGGCCCAGAUCACAAAACCUUUCCUCACCGUCAGUCUGGCUGAGAACCCAAACCUCACAUUUGAGCUUCAUCCAGAAUGGCUAGACAUCUCUCUCGCCUUCACGGAAGGCUCAGCAAAGCCCACACCUCCCACCAGACCACCCACUGUUGAAGAGCUGUCUGAGGCACUUUAUUACCAGUUGCUAAAGAAACUGCCCAGCAAUGCGCCAGCACCCCCAAGACCCCCAAAGCAUAAGGAUUCUACGUCCAGUUGUCUCCAGGGGCCUAACAAAGGGCAGAAAGCAGCAGAAUCUUCCAAGCACUGCCUGUCUUCUAGCGAGGUCAACAGCGUGUCUCAACGAUCUGCAAAGCUUUCCUUCCUGAAGUCUAUGCGAAUAAGGGCAGAUCAUGAUACCCAGAACAAUUCAAACCAGCAUAUCACAGAAAAUAGACAUCAGAGAUUUCAGAAGGUCACAAAUAUUCCUUCCAAGAAAACCACAGGAACAGCCUUCUGUGAUGAUUCCAACCAUGACUAUGAAGAAGUAAAUGAAGAAAUGAAUGUAACAAUCCACAGAAUGCAAAACGCAACUAUUUAAUACUGAGAAGCAUCUACAGCGCCAUAGCCAUCUUUCCUUCUCAUUUUCCCCCAUUGUUUUUAACCAGCAGCUGGCAGCCUUCCUUUCAAAUUGCAAAACACUGCACUGUGGGG
Molecule: messenger RNA, 1904 nt
Organism: Candoia aspera
Lineage: Eukaryota; Metazoa; Chordata; Lepidosauria; Squamata; Candoiidae
Gene: THEMIS2
Product: thymocyte selection associated family member 2
Exons: 6
Coding region: 31-1791 (586 amino acids)
Biological process (GO): T cell receptor signaling pathway
Cellular component (GO): cytoplasm; nucleus
Source: RefSeq, a predicted model, not a curated record